This is a messenger RNA of Effrenium voratum, 1065 nucleotides long. The record is from the annotation of a GenBank genome assembly. NCBI's taxonomy places the organism in Eukaryota, Dinophyceae, Suessiales, Symbiodiniaceae.
AUGGACACCCGGCGCCUCGCCGCGCUGGGCCUCCCGUUGGUCGGCGGCUUCCUGAAGGCCCACCUCCCGCCCACUGCUGCACUACCACCGGCGCCGGCGCCGGCGCCGACUUUGCCGCCGGAGUUGGAGCGGGGCUCGGCGGCGCAUGGCCUCGCAGAGGCCAUGCGCCGGCCCCUGCCGUCCAGCGGCGAGGAGCUGAGUGUGGUGUCCUUCAACAUGCUGCUGAAAGGCUUCGACCAGAAGCCCUACUACCCCAGCGUGCCCAGCAGUCUGCGCGCCUGGCCCCUGCGCAAGCUGCAGCUGCAGCGCCUCAUCUCCGGCAUCGGCGCCGAUGUCUUCUGCAUGCAGGAGGUGGAGUGCCGCACCUUCGAGGAGGAGUUCUGCGAGUUUCUGGCCGGUGCCAGCUACGGCGCCGUGGCGCCCAGGGACGACUCCCAGGGCAAGAUCCCGGAGCUCGCGAAGUGUGCCAUCUUCUUCAAGUCCUCGAAGCUGGAGCUGCUGUGGACGGACCACCGCAGCCGCGCGGUGCUGUGCGCCUUGAGGCACCUGCCCAGCCACCAGGUGGUCUAUGUGGCCAGCUGUCAUCUGGAAGGCCACCCGGGCGAGGGCGCGACCAGGCUGACCCAGCUGAGGAAAGCGCUGCAGUCCAUUCGCAGGCACCAGCAGCAAUCCGGGUUCCUCGACUCGGCGCUGAUCUUCGCUGGGGACUUCAACGAGGACGAGACGGGCGCAGUGUGCCAGAGCCUCAAACGCCCGGAGGACGCCGAAGGCUUUCGGCUCUCGGACCUCUACGCCUCCCACGGCAAGCGCGGCUUGCGCGGAGCGCGGCCCCCCACCUUCGCCGCGCCGGGCUCGGAGCUGCGGGCCAUCGACUUCGUCUUCUACUCGGAGCAUUUGGUGCCCCGCGCCAUCCGCGCGCCCUUCACGGCCGAGCAGCUGGCGGCGGCGGCCAAAGACGCCAUCCCGGCGGAUUGGCACUUCAGCGACCACGUGCCCUUGGGCGCCACCUUCGCCUGGCGGAACGAAGAAACCGCCUCCGGCGCUGAGAGCGCCGUGGUGGUGUAG